Macrobrachium nipponense is the source of this 4262-nucleotide messenger RNA. RefSeq names its product putative nuclease HARBI1. The record is from RefSeq and is a predicted model, not a curated record. The transcript is spliced from 3 exons. Lineage: Eukaryota; Metazoa; Arthropoda; Malacostraca; Decapoda; Palaemonidae. Bases 3164 to 3907 code for a protein of 247 amino acids.
UUUCCAGAGGCAAACAUGCGGUUCAUCAUCGCACUAGUUUUAAUGGGAUUCAUCUCUUCAGAAGUGGAGAUAAGGAAAGGUGCCCUGUCAAACAGACAUGGAAAAGUCAAAAUGACCAAUGACCUUGGAAUAGUUAGUAUAGAUAUUCCACAGUGCUCAAACGUGAAAGUGAACUAAAAGAAAUCCAAGAUGGUAUUAAAGCAAUCCUUCAGAAGGAUGAUAAUAACAGUGCCAUGUCAUUAUUGGAAAAGUUGAGCAUGAACAUAAAUAACACACUGAGAACAAGGUCCGAAAGAUCCCUCUUACCCUUCAUUGGAACUGCUCUAAAUCAGUUGUUUGGGGUUGCUACCGAAGCAAAUGUAGAACAAGAAAAGGAAAGAAUUGACAGACUGGAAAAGUGGGCAGCCGCAAGGGGUACAGUGAUAAAUAAAGUGACUACCUCUCACAAUCAAAAUGCAGAACAAAUAGAAAAAUUGAAAGUCUUCAUAAGUCAAGUAAAUCAGAAUGUAACAAAACCACUCAAUAAGAUAGAAAAUAUACAGUUUGUAAAUACCUUUGCACUGGAAAGUGAAGUGAUGUUACAAGAACAUAAAGACAUGCUCAAUGCUGUCUUACUUGCUUACAAAGGUAUUUUCAGCCCAACACUAAUCACUCCAAAAGAAUUAGAAGACAUUAUUAAUAACGGCACAAACAGGAUAAGGUUAGGUGCUAAACGUAUAUAUGCCCCACAGGAAAAUAAGUGCAAAAAUGAUCAGCUUUUAAGCAUGUACUCCUCAAUAGAAUAAAUAAUGCAGGAAAAAAAACAAGGAAAAAAUAAUGAUCCUUGGAGACUUUAACUGCAAAAUAGGAAAAGUCAUCUCCAACAAUAAGGAAGAAGUGAUUAAAGGAGGAAAAGCACUGCUGAACCUAAUCAAACAAAACAAACUAUUGUUAUUAAAUAAUCAUAGAAAAUGCAUUGGAACAUGGACAAGAAUACAAAACAUGCAGAAGUCUACUAUUAUUGACUAUGUAAUGAUAAGGGAAGAAGAUGAAGGAGGAGUCCAGGUAAUAGAAAUAGAUGAAACAAAAGAAAUAGUAACGCCAUACAGGAUAUCCUCUGAACUAGUGGACUCUGACCACUGUGCUGUGAGAGUGGUCAUGAACUGGAGAAUAGUAUGCGAGAGAAGCAAGAGCGGAAAAUAUAUAGUAGAUAUAAGAAAGCUAAAAGAUUGCAAAGACAAGCCUUGGUAGACAUAGCAAGAGAAAAUGAUCACAUAAAACAGAAAUACACCAAAUGGCAAACAGAACUGGACAAAAUAUUGGGAAAGUGUAAGAAAAAAGCAAAGUUAAAAAGGAAAGCAAAUCAAGAAUAUUAAGAGACCUAAUGAGGGAAGGUAAUAAUGGAAGGGAAAAAGUUUAGUAGUACAGAAAAGAAGUGGGUAUGGCAGGUACAGGAGAGAUUAAUAGGUGAAUACAUUGCUAGAGAAAAAACGAAGGAAGAGGGCAUCAGGAUAAAGGAGACAGCAGCCGAAAUAAAAUCCGAAGGGAGAUUAAGUGAAUGGAGCAGCAGCCUUUUGGGACUUCAAGAAAAAAACUCGACGGCACAAAACCAAACAAUGUGGUGGCAGUAAGAAGGGAAAGUAAUAGAAAAGGUAGAAGGAAUUAAAAGAGAGUAUGAACAAUAUUAUAACGAUCUAUUCAUAUUAGAUCAACCUAAAGAUGAAAUUGGCAUGCUAGCGGAUGAAAUUACCCUCCAGUUCCAGGAAUAGAUGUCCAUAAGUGGGACAGGAAAAACUGGAAAAAUCCAAAAGACAAGAAUUCAGGAAGUGGAAAAAGCGGUAAUGAACCGGAAGAAUAAAUACACCCCGGACAGUAAAGGUAUAAAUAAUAUAAUUAUAAAAAGUAUGGCUACAGAAAUCACUGAAAGUAUGGCACUCUUAAUUGGAGACAUUGAAGGGGAGUUAAACACUCCUGACGAAUGGGAGAAAAUGGAAAUAUUAUCACGUCACAAAAAAGGAACCAACUAGAAUCAGAAAACAAGAAAGGGAUAUUCAGUACUAGUAACAUAAGCAAUGUAUUUGAAAAAGUGAGGAUGGAAAUAACGAAGAAUGAGAUAAACCAGAAGAUUAGCCGGUUCCAAUGUGGUGGCAUAGAAGGAAGAUCCACAGUUGAUCACUUGCUAACCUUGAAUGCAGUGAUUGACUACAACUCAGUGUUGGGAGCCCCAACGUACAUAUGGUUUUGGGAUGCGUAUAAAUGCUUUGACAAACUGAAGCUGAAGGACUGCAUUAAAGAGAUAGGGAAAAUGAUAGGUUGGAAAGAUGCAUGGUUGAUAAGAAAAGUGAAUGAAAACGGCAAAACAGUCAUAAAAUGCCCUGCGGGAGGAACCAGCAGAAAAUGUGAGGCAAGGUACAAUUUACAGCACAAAGCUAUGCAGCAUAGUGACAGACAGAGUGAAUGAUCUAAGCAGGAAGAACGUAACACUCAUAAGAAAUAUAGCAAUAGAGUUAGAGUCCCUAAUAUUUGUUGAUGACAUAAUGUUCCCCACCAGCAGGAGAGAAGGAAUAGAAAUGGCAAUUGGAAACUGCCGCACCCUAGAGCAGCUAAAGAAAUUUACUUUUAAUACUGAGCCAUGUAAGUCAACAGUGCUAGUAAUAGACAAAAAAGCAAAGAAAUCCAGGGGCCGGAUACUCAAAACUUCCAAAGGCGCCUUUUCUGGCAAAGGCGCCGUUCCUGUCGGCAGUUACUCGAAAGGCUCAUACUCAAAACACCGAAUGUGCGCCGCCAUCUUGGAAAUAUGGCGCCGUGAGAGCCUUUGUGGGGGAAAGGCAACUGUGGGAAUGACAACAAGGAAGAAGAGGGUGUCUCAUACCUCUUGUAUACGUCAAUUAACGCCAUUAGACAUAGUUUUGUGGUUUAAGGUGUACUUACUGUGGCUCAGCAGUUGCAACGGGAGAGGAGGUACAGAGACCCUUUGGAUCCACUUCACAUUGAUGACACAGAAUUGCUUCAAAAAUAUAGAUUUCCUCGCAACCAGAUCAUCAGUCUGUGUGAAGAACUAGAGCCACACAUUGGAAGGCCAACCUCAAGAAGCCAUGCCAUCCCCACACAUACACAGGUCUUGGUGGCGUUGAGAUUUUUGGCAAGUGGGACCUUUCAAAAUGUGAUUGGUGAUGUAACUGGUAUGAGCCAAGCAAGUGUAAGUCGCAUCAUCAGUCAAGUUACAGAUGUUCUAUAUAACAAAGCAAGGACAGAAAUAAAAGUGCCACAAAAUCCACAGGAAAUUCACCAGACUGCGCAAACUUUCCAUAGGAUUAGUGGCUUUCCAAGAGUCAUUGGUGUAAUAGAUGGAACACAUAUUCCCAUUAAAGCACCAAGUGACAAUGAAUACAUUUAUGUAAACCGUAAAGGAUAUCACUCGCUAAAUCUUCAAGUAGUUGGAAAUGCCCAAAACCUCAUCACUAGCUAUACUGUGAAGUAUCCUGGCAGCACCCAUGAUGCCUACAUUUGGAACAACUGCCCACUACGAGGUCGCUUCCAAGAUGGUGUCUAUGGAGAUAUGCAUCUUCUUGGUGACAGUGGGUAUCCACUGGAGCCAUUUCUCCUCACCCCAUAUCCACACCCAACAACCCUGGGACAAGAAAGGUAUAAUAGGUCACAUAAGAAGACGAGAACUAUAAUUGAGCAGACAUUUGGGGUCUUGAAAUCUCGCUUCCGAUGUCUGCAUAAUUCUGGUGGGUCUCUACAGUAUGAACCCAAAAAAUGUGCGAAGAUAGCUGCUGCCUGUAUGCUGCUACACAAUCAUUGUGUUCAGCAACGAAUACCUGCUCCUGAGCUGCUUGAGGAAGAGGAGCAAGAGGAUGAGGAAGAUCCUGAUGAUCCAGCAGCAGUUGCAGGUGCAAAAGGCAAGGUGCAGGGCAAGUGGUAAGAGAGGAGAUAGUAGCAAAUUUUUUUGCAUAAAUGUAAGAGGAGAGAUGGUGGAAAUUUUGUUUUUGCAUCAAUAUAUUUUGUAGAGUAAACUAUAUUUCUACAUUAUCAUUGUUCUUGUUUAGUUUGCCCUUGUGCUGUUUUUUAUAUAUAAUAUAGGUUUAUUUUGCAAGUUACACUAAUUGCUUUGUAAUAGUGUGAUUUUCCUCUGCAGACGCUAGAUUUAAAGUUAUUGGAUGUGUAUUAUUUAAAAUUAUUUCAUAUAUACAAUCUAAAAUUCCUAUAUUAUAAUCUGAUUGUUUUGACUUAUAGUUCAUAUAUCUUAUAAAAUUUUCAUGUAUAAGCAAUGCUAGAUA